Adelges cooleyi (spruce gall adelgid) is the source of this 2797-nucleotide messenger RNA. RefSeq names its product homeobox protein Hmx-like. Bases 278 to 2332 code for a protein of 684 amino acids. Gene Ontology annotation, molecular function: DNA-binding transcription factor activity, RNA polymerase II-specific; DNA binding. Gene Ontology annotation, biological process: regulation of transcription by RNA polymerase II. NCBI's taxonomy places the organism in Eukaryota, Metazoa, Arthropoda, Insecta, Hemiptera, Adelgidae. The transcript is spliced from 5 exons. The record is from RefSeq and is a predicted model, not a curated record.
GACACCGAGUCGUUGACGUGCCUUUAUAACGGUAUCCGCAACGUUACUACAACGCUAACAACAAUCAUAAUUACAUUGGUAAUAACAACCGUCGAUUGCCGGCCAUUAUGACGACGGGUAUUGUUGUCCAAUCGGCGGCCCGUGCGAUCCGAGAGUCUUGCGGAGUGUAUACUUAAAUUAAAUUAUUCAAUUACCGGCGGUCAUCAUCAUCGUCAUCAUCGUCGUCGUAUUCAAAGUGCGAUUCGACAAAAAAAUCCGUUCGGUUGGCCAUCCUGCCAUGCUGCCGGCCACCCUGAUCGCGUCCACGCCGGCGGGGUCACCGGUGCAAACGGUCGAAGAUGACCAAGGAGGUCGUAUAUUGGGCGAACAGAGAGGUGACAAUCAGAACUCGACGGACAACCCGGUUCCGCCUACCAAGUUGCAACAGUACGAGAACCGGUACCGGACGUCUUCCACGUCGUUUCUGAUACACAACCUAUUGAUAACGUGCAACAACAAUAACGACGACGAUGGCGACGGCAUCGAAACCGACGGCCCCAAGUCUUUGGGAAAAGACCAAGACCACUGCGGCGACGGCGACGGCGACGACGGCGGCGGCGGUAAAGCCAGAAGGAGGAAGAGGACCGUUCCCAGGAGAAGGACGGCCAGUACGACCAGCAGCAGUACGGCUAGCAGUACCGACGAACAAAACGACGAAACGGUAAUGGAACAACACUGUUCGAGCACUCGACACGGACAAGAAGAAAGGAAGAUCACUUUCAGCGUGAACGCCAUUUUGGGUGACUGCAGGAGCAGUAGCAGUGCGAGUAAUUCUAGCAGCACGGGAAGUUAUGUACCACCGCCGCCUCAGCAGCACUUAGCUUCGGCCGCCUUCUUGAGGAUAACCGCAGCGGCUGCCGCGGCGGCCGCUGCUUCGCCACAAGGCAUCGACGGUGCCCUGCAGUACUACCAACAUUACCACGCGACACCCGAAACGACACCGGCGUCUGCGAUCAUAGCCAAACCCAUCGCGAGGAGACCUAACCAACAACAGCAGCAACAGCAGCAGCAGCAGCAGCAGCAAACUGUUCGGGUAAACCACAGCAGUUCGGCUCUGUUGGCUAUUGCUGUGGCCGCGGCCGCCAACGCAAACGGCGUUAAGGAGAAAACCAACGAAAGGCAACCCGGCAGCGAUACCUCGUGCUGUACCACACCCCCGUCGCCGGCAUCUAUGCAAAACGCGUCAGGGAGACAAACGGCAAAUAGCAGAGGAACCGCGACACCGCCACAACCGACGGCCCCCAACAACGGAUUCCAAGUUCAUUAUCGUCACCAGGACAUGCUGAUGCAUAACAGCAGGAUCAGCGGAUUCCCCUGGGCCGUCACCGCCGGAGAUGCCGCCACCAACAUUUACGGGGACAGUGCUGGUCGAUCCGCGAACGGCGGGGGUGCGUCCAUGAUGACCGCGGCCCAUUUGAAUUCCCUGAUAACGCCACCGCAACCCGCGGGAUCGGCGGCCGUGGCCAGAGCCGGGAACAGGGGUACGAACGGUGUACUCGGGGCACUCAGCCUGCACGCUCACAUGCAGAGCCACGGCGGUGGCGGCGGCGGUGGCGGAGGCGGCGGUCAUCACCAGUCGCCCUCGCUGCACCAACACAUCCAGAAUUCCACGGCCGCGGCGUUGCACCACAUACACUCGGUCCACCAUCAGUCGCAUCAACACCAUCAUCACAUACAGGGCGGCGGCCACUUGCAUCACGGCCACGGCGCCGUGCCGCAUCCCGGCCAUCUGAACGGCGGUGCCGGGAUCGGCGCGCCCACGUCCCGCGGCAAACCCAGGAGGGGCAUGAUGCGCCGCGCGGUGUUCUCGGAUCAGCAGCGCAAAGGCCUGGAACGGCGGUUUCAGCUGCAGAAGUACAUCAGCAAACCCGACAGGAAAAGACUGGCCGACAAGCUGGCGCUCAAGGACUCGCAGGUGAAGAUAUGGUUCCAGAACCGGAGGAUGAAGUGGAGGAACACCAAGGAGCGGGAACUGCUCGCGGCCGGCACGGGUUCGCGCCAGCAAACGUUGCCCACCCGGCAAAAUCCCAACCCGGACCUGAGCGACGUCAACACUACGAUUCCCAGUGGCGGCACUACCAACAACAACAACAACAACAACCAAUCCGGUGGCGCGGCCAACAAGGGUACCAACAACGCCAACCAGAGUGCCAGUGGGACGCUAGUCAAAGACGGCUGCAGCAAUGCCGCAAAGUCUCCGGCGCAGAUAAAUUUGCAAAUCAAUAGUAACGACCAACCGAGGUCACAGACGACGGUUCAGCCGCAACACACGGUGCCAUCGCAGAUUAGAUAAAACCAGAUCCAGUCCACUCCCGAUUAGAGCAAUGUGAUUGCUAAAAAAUUUAAACAGACCAAAACCUUCCUCAACUCAGAGUGACCACUGGUAGAAAAUAAAAAAAAUUCUUUAAGAGAAAUUAUUGUUUCAGAACUGAGCAUCACUGAAUUUAUAGAUUGUUAUCAUCGAUAUAUUGUAAAAAAAAAAAAAAUGAUUUGAUAACAUAUCAUAGUAUAAAACGUUUUAUGCAAUAAUUUCAUUUCGAUAAAAUGGUCACACAUUAAGUUGAGGAGGGUUUCAGUUAUCAGCAAAAUGACAAAGUGCAUCAUCUGUUUUUUUCAUUUUAAUCUGUGGUGUUAUAGUGGUAGCGAACACGUUUAGCUUGUUGAUAAUUGAGGGGCGCACAGCUCCAAAACAGAUUGACCCGGAAAUCCAUUAGAAAAAACCCAUUAAAACUUUUCCAAUGUCAUUCAAACGAAAUAA